Molecule: messenger RNA, 2409 nt
Organism: Hibiscus syriacus
Lineage: Eukaryota; Viridiplantae; Streptophyta; Magnoliopsida; Malvales; Malvaceae
Exons: 6
Coding region: 215-1420 (401 amino acids)
Source: RefSeq, a predicted model, not a curated record
ACCAAUUUACAUCAUCGUCUUCACAUUCAGACAAUCAUUCUGCUUUGAAGCAUGCCAGAAAUAAGUUGUCUGUUGACAGUGAUGGUGAUAUAGCAAUUUUGCUGAAGGUAACCGGGAAAGGGAUUGGGAAAAUUUUACUAAUGGUUAUCAUGAUCGGAAGAAUGCCGUUCUCAGCGACCAUAGGAACCGAAACAAUUCUGAUUCUCUUGAUAAAAUGCUGCCAAGCAUAUCUGAGAAGGGUGUCUUACGGCGUUCACAGUCUAUGAUAGCUCGCAAGCGCAGUGACACAUGGCCAAGGAAAGCGACAAAUGAAUCUAGUUGCAACAGAAAAAGCCAUCAUGACAGUGGUAAUGGUAAAAUUAGCACAGCUGUCCAUGAUAAAUCUGCAUUUGAACGUGAUUUUCCAUCUCUUGGUGCUGAAGAAAAACCAGUGGGGUCUGAAAUAGGAAGCAUUUCAUCUCCUGACUUGAGUAAUAAAUCUGCGUUCGAACAUGAUUUUCCUUCACUUGGUGCUGAAGAAAGACAACUUGGGUCUGAAAUAGGAAGUGUUUCAUCUCCUGGUUUGAGUAUUCCUGGGCAGAGCUUUCCCUUGGGGACCCCACCUGGCACUGGCAGUUAUGGCAGGACAUCAGCUCUUGCAAACAUUUCUGUGGGUGUGGGAAGCAGUGGCAGAGGUGUGGCAGUUUCUUCAAAAAAUGCUUCUUCAGGCUCAACUCCAAUUUCAACGAUGAGUCUUAAUAUGGCUGAAGCAGUGGCUCAGGGGCCUUCUCGUGCUCGUACACCUCCCAUGUUAAACGUUGAAACUCAAAGGCUUGAGGAGCUGGCUAUCAAACAGUCAAGGCAACUAAUUCCCUUGGUGACAAUAUCAACGCCUAAAAGUUCGGUGGUCAGUCCUUCAGAGAAAUCGAAACCUAAAGUUGGACAGAAGCUGCAUCCUUCAGUCUCUUUUAACUCCACACAUGGCGGAACUUCAAGAUCUGACAGUAUAAAAGUUUCUAAUGAGAACAGGCUUUCCAUAUUCAAACCAUCACGAGAAUCAAAUGGUGUCUCCUUGGUGAACAAAAAGGAUAACUUGAGUCCUACUAAUGGAAGCAACAAACUUGUGAAUAGUCCACGAAGCGUCACUUGUUCAGCUGCUGCAUCUGCUCCCUUUAGGAGUUCAGGCAACAGCCCCUGGUCUGCCACUGCUGAGUGUAAUCAGACUCAAUUGUGGUUAACGGCAGAGAAGAGAGCAACUGCGCAAGCCCAGAGUAGGAAUGACUUCUUCAACCUUCUAAAGAAGAAAUCUACCACUAAAUCUGCUUCUUCUGUCCUUGAUCCCAGCCCUGCUAUGUCACAACCUGUCUCCGAGAAGCCUGAUGAACUUGGCACCGAAGAGUCCAGCUCUUCUGUUACUCUAAUGGAUGCAGGUGUUCUAUAACCAGAAAUCUCAAAUGCUGACUUGCCAACUGACAGUAGGAGUGAAAUAUCCCUGAAUGGAAAUGCUUAUACCGAGCCUCAUCACUGUUCUAGCAAUGGAGAUGGGCAUUCUAGGCCUGAUGUUUUCCUUCAUCCUGAUGAGGAAGAGGCUGCAUUUUUACGUUCCCUUGGUUGGGAAGAGAAUGCUGGAGAUGAUGAUGGUCUUACAGAAGAGGAGAUUAAUUCCUUUCUUGAGCAGUACUCGAAAUUGAAACCAUCUGCAAAAAUUCUCAGACGAAUGCAGUCAUUAGCCCGUUAAACUCUCAUAAUGGGACUCAUGGUGUUGCAUCAUCUGGAUUGAGCCCAAUGGAUUCCAGCGGAGAAGCUUUGACUCUUCAAAGUUCUAACCGACUUGGUAAAAUUUGAAUGCAUUGCGUAUUUUACCCUUCUUUUUAUGAAUAUUACGAUGAAAAUACAAGCAAUUUGUUUUUUAAAAGAAAGGAUAGGAUACAGUGUGCGUGUCGCCGUUCGUCUUAGUGUAUCGGAAUAAGUUACAACUGACUCAAUCCUGCACACAUUGAUGAGUUCUACCCGGUUUUUUAACAUAGGAUUUUCUAAGAUACAAGAACAAGGUUGAGACAGAGAGAGUAGGAGUAGGUUUAAGUUAUGAUGCCUGCAAUGUGUAAGAUUUUGCUGCGGGGUACAUAAGUUCACUUGUCUUUGGGUUUUAACUUGUGGCUGAUGGGGACAUAAUUCAACAAAUAGCUUAUGGAUUAUUUAUAUUAUCGUUUGAAAUUGAAAAUAGAGGAAAUUCUAUUUUAUAGUAUUCAAGCUGUAGUCAUUGAUUUGAAUUAUCAGAUCAAAGGGUAUUGAAUCUGUAAAAUGGGGAGGCAGACAAUCUAGCUAAGAGUGGGAUAGGUUGAUUGUUAGGAUUCAACUGUGGUUUUCUGGUCUACAGUGAAGACUUUAAUGGCAGGGGGUGUUUUUAAGUUUUAUGUACUGUUAUUGGUG